This is a messenger RNA of Protopterus annectens (West African lungfish), 4171 nucleotides long. RefSeq names its product zinc finger protein 493-like. Gene Ontology annotation, biological process: regulation of immune system process; negative regulation of transcription by RNA polymerase II; regulation of cytokine production. The transcript has 2 exons. The record is from RefSeq and is a predicted model, not a curated record. Bases 370 to 3804 code for a protein of 1144 amino acids. NCBI's taxonomy places the organism in Eukaryota, Metazoa, Chordata, Ceratodontiformes, Protopteridae.
UGUUGAUUUUUGUGAAUUAUUUAGUUAGUUCUGUACUGUGUUUGUAUUUCUUAAAGCUGUUUGUAGAGGACUAACUUCUCAUAAAUGAAGAGCCUGAAAUGGUUUUGCUCUUUUUAUCAUGUUAAUAGCAGAAAAUGUUAAAUUUAAAAAUGGAAAAUAAAUCCAUAAUAUUUAAAAUGGAUAAAGCUGCAUGUGUGCUGUUGUGAGUAAAAUGAAACCCACGUAUUUCAUCAUUGUGAUACAGAACUAAUAAUUAAUCUGUUUGUAGGCAAUGGGACCAGAGACUGGAGCAUUUCCCGGAGUCAGCAGCCAUCACUUGGAGUAUCUGUAUUACAUUAUGCUACAAAUAACCUGCAGCACUCUAGUCAAAUGCUGAAGGUCACCGACAAGCAUCCUGUUAUACCUGUAGCACAGCUUCAUCCAGGAGACUCUUGCAACAUGAACUCUGUAUGUGACCAAAGUGCUAUAGUACAGCAAUGUCCAUUAGUACGCCAGAGAGCUAACAAACAAAAGAAACAAUAUAAAUGUCCUGAAUGUAAUAAGUGUUUCAAGCAGAAGAACCAGCUAGUAAUACAUGAAAGGAUUCACACUGGGGAGAGACCAUAUAAAUGUCCUGAAUGCAAUAAGUGUUUCGGACAAAAGGCCUAUCUAGUAAUACAUGAAAGGAUUCACACUGGGGUGAGACCAUAUAAAUGUCCUGAAUGCAAUAAGUGUUUCGGACAAAAGGCCUAUCUAGCAAUACAUGAAAGGAUUCACACUGGGGUGAGGCCAUAUAAAUGUCCUGAAUGCAAUAAGUGUUUCGGACAAAGGAGUGCUCUAGUACGACACAAAAAGACUCACAUGGCAGAGAGAGAGAGACCAUAUAGAUGUCCUGAAUGCAAUAAGUGUUUCGAACAAAGGGCCUAUCUAGUAGUACAUGAAAGGAUUCACACAGGAGUGAGACCAUAUAAAUGUCCUGAAUGCAGCAAGUGUUUCAGAGAAAGAAGAGAUCUAGUAAUCCAUGAAAGGAUUCACACGGGGGAGAGAUUAUAUAAAUGUUCUGAAUGCAGCAAGGGUUUCACAACAACUGGUAGCCUUAGACUUCAUCUGUUAGUUCACAAAGAAGAGAAACCGUAUAAAUGUCCUGAAUGCAGUAAGUGUUUCAGAAAAAGGAUGCAUCUAGUAAUACAUGAAAGGACUCACAUGGCAGAGAAACCAUAUAAAUGUGCUGAAUGCAGUAAGGGUUUUUCACAAAGGGGGGAUCUAGUAAUACAUGAACGGAUUCACACAGGAGUGAGACCAUAUAAAUGUCCUGAAUGCAGCAAGUGUUUCAGAGAAAGAAAAGUUCUAGUAAUCCACGAAAGGAUUCACAUGGGGGAGAGACCAUAUAAAUGUUCUGAAUGCAGCAAGGGUUUCACAACAAGUGGUAACCUUAGACUUCAUCUGUUAGUUCACAAAGAAGAGAAACCGUAUAAAUGCCCUGAAUGCAAUAAGUGUUUCAGACAAAGGAGGAGUCUAGUUAUACAUGAAAAGAUUCACAAGUUGGAGACACCAUAUAAAUGUCCUGAAUGCAGCAAGUGUUUCAAGCAAUGCAGUCAACUAAAAGAACACACAAGGACUCACACGAGGGAGAGACCAUAUAAAUGUCCUGAAUGCGAUAAGAAUGAAACCCACGUAUUUCAUCAUUGUGAUACAGAACUAAUAAUUAAUCUGUUUGUAGGCAAUGGGAGCAGAGACUGGAGCAUUUGCUGGAGUCAGCAGCAAUCACUUGGAGUAUCUGUAUUACAUUAUCCUACAGAGAACCUGCAGCACUCUGUUCAAACUCUGAAGGGCUCCGACAAGCAUCCUGUUAUACCUGUAGCACAGCUUCAUCCAGGAGACACCUGCAACAUGAACUCUGAAUAUGACCAAAGUGCUAUAGUACAGCAAAGUCCAGUAGUACGCCAGAGAGCUAACAAACAAAAGAAACAAUAUAAAUGUCCUGAAUGUAAUAAGUGUUUCAAACAGAAGAACCAGCUAGUAGUACAUGAAAGGAUUCACACCGGGGCAAGACCAUAUAAAUGUCUUAAAUGCAAUAAGUGUUUCAGACAAAGGACCCAUCUAGUAAUACAUGAAAGGAUUCACACUGGGGAGAGACCAUAUAAAUGUCCUGAAUGCAAUAAGUGUUUCGGACAAAAGGCCUAUCUAGUAAUACAUGAAAGGAUUCACACUGGGGUAAGACCAUAUAAAUGUUCUGAAUGCAAUAAGUGUUUCGGACAAAGGAGUGCUCUAGUACAACACAAAAAGACUCACAUGGGAGAGAGAGAGAGACCAUAUAGAUGUCCUGAAUGCAGUAAGUGUUUCAUAACAACUAAAAACCUUAGAAGUCAUCUGUUAGUUCACAGUGGAGAGAAACCAUAUAAAUGUCCUGAAUGCAGUAAGUGUUUCUCACAAAGGUGGAGUCUAGUAGCACAUGAAAGGAUUCACACAGGAGUGAGACCAUAUAAAUGUCCUGAAUGCAGCAAGUGUUUCAGAGAAAGAAGACAUCUAGUAACCCAUGAAAGGAUUCACACGGGGGAGAGAUUAUAUAAAUGUUCUGAAUGCAGCAAGGGUUUCACAACAACUAGUAGCCUUAGACUUCAUCUGUUAGUUCACAAAGAAGAGAAACCAUAUAAAUGUCCUGAAUGCAAUAAGUGUUUCAGAAAAAGAGGGCAUCUAGUAAUACAUGAAAGGACUCACAUGGCAGAGAAACCAUAUAAAUGUGCUGAAUGCAGUAAGGGUUUCUCACAAAGGGGGCAUCUACUAAUACAUGAAAUGAUUCACACAGGAGUGAGACCAUAUAAAUGUCCUGAAUGCAGCAAGUGUUUCAGAGAAAGAAAAGUUCUAGUAAUCCAUGAAAGGAUUCACAUGGGGGAGAGACCAUAUAAAUGUUCUGAAUGCAGCAAGGGUUUCACAACAAGUGGUAACCUUAGACUUCAUCUGUUAGUUCACAAAGAAGAGAAACUGUAUAAAUGCCCUGAAUGUAAUAAGUGUUUCAGACACAGGAGGAGUCUAGUAAUCCAUGAAAGGAUUCACACGGGGGAGAGACCAUAUAAAUGUCCUGAAUGCAGCAAGUGUUUCAAACAAUGCAGUCAACUAAUAAAACACACAAGGACUCACACGAGGGAGAGACCAUAUAAAUGUCCUGAAUGCAAUAAGUGUUUCAGUGGAAGACGUGCUGCAGUACAACACAAAAAGACUCAUACAGAGGAGAGACCAUAUAAAUGUCCUGAAUGCAAUAAGUGUUUCAGACAUAGGGGGCAUCUACUAAAUCAUGAAAGGGUUCACACGGGGGAGAGACCAUAUAAAUGUCCUGAAUGCAGCAAGUGUUUCAAACAAUGCAGUCAUCUAAGAGCACACACAAGGACUCACACAGGGGAGCGAUCAUAUAAAUGUCCUGAAUGCAAUAAGUGUUUCAGUGGAAGACGUGCUGCAGUACAACACAAAAGGACCCAUACAGAGGAGAGACCAUAUAAAUGUCCUGAAUGCAAUAAGUGUUUCAGACAUAGGGGGCAUCUAGUAAUACAUGAAAGGAUUCACAAGGGGGAGAGACCAUAUAAAUGUCCUGAAUGCAAUAAGGGCUUCAGACAAAGGAAGAAUCUAGUAGUACAUGAAAGGAUUCACACGGGGGAGAGACCAUAUAAAUGUCCUGAAUGCAGCAAGUGUUUCAAACAAUGCGGUCAUCUAACAGAACACACAAGGAUUCACACAGGGGAGCGACCAUAUAAAUGUCCUGAAUGUGAUAAGUGUUUCAGAGAAAGAAGAGCUCUAAUAAUCCAUGAAAGGACUCACACGGGGAGCAUAUAAUACAAAUUAUAUAAAACAAAUGAACACACUAAUUAGGACUGUCCAUAGAGAUGCAUGCGAUAUAAUAGAAGUAAAUAGGAUAUGUUACUGUGCAGCUAAAUUAAUAACUGAUAAAGUUCUACCACAAGAGCACACCAUAGUGAGGCAAAGGAAGAAAAGAAAUUGAAUAACUCCAUGGAAGUAUCGAAUAGAGAAAAAUAUAAAGCAAUUAAAAGAAGAACUGUCAAUGUUAAAAGAAUAUAGAAGAGUGAAUAGGUCAACAAAAAUACUAAGAAAGAUAGAUGUGAUAAAAGCUGUAUGCAGUAUUAGAACAGACCAGGAUCUAUCAUGCACUAUUAUAAAUAACAAACUAAAAAUUUCAGCACAG